This is a messenger RNA of Adineta steineri, 588 nucleotides long. The record is from the annotation of a GenBank genome assembly. Lineage: Eukaryota; Metazoa; Rotifera; Eurotatoria; Adinetida; Adinetidae.
AUGGCUGCACCUACACCUGAAGAACUUGAUCGAAAUCUUGAUGAAUUUAUUGAUAAACUUAUUGAAGACAAAGAUAACCUUCCCAAAGGUCAACUUGAUGAAGCUUUUUGGAAAGAUCUAGAAGGACAUCCAUUUUUUCUCAAAGAAAUGCCAGAAGAAGGUGCUGAACUUCAUCCAGCUACGGCAGCUUUACAAGCAUUGCAAUGGGAUGAUGACGAAGAUACACCAUUAGACAAAGCAACGAAAUUUAAAGAAGAAGGCAAUAAAUAUUUUGGAUAUAAGAAAUACCGUAAUGCAAUACUCGCUUAUACAGAAGGUAUAAAACAACGUUGCACAGAUCCUACAAUCAAUGCUGUUUUAUUUUGUAAUCGAGCAGCAUCGAAUUUUUAUUUGGGUAAUUAUCGUUCUGCUUCACGUGAUUGUGUAUUAUCAAGAAAAUGUAAACCUGAUCAUCUCAAAGCUUAUAUUAAAGGUGCUGAAUCAUGUAUGAAAUUAGAAAAAUAUAAAGAUGUUCAAAGUUGGUGUUCAUCUGGUUUAACAGUAUCCUUUUCGUUUUUAAUUAAUUUCAUUUAUUCAUAUUUAAAAUAG